Molecule: messenger RNA, 1333 nt
Organism: Parasteatoda tepidariorum (common house spider)
Lineage: Eukaryota; Metazoa; Arthropoda; Arachnida; Araneae; Theridiidae
Source: RefSeq, a predicted model, not a curated record
AAUACCUAGGUAUCUAAGCAUUCGCCUAUAAUUUAACACUUUAAACAGAAAAUUGCAUUUACUAUUAAGAGUCAGGAUAUGCUUCCUAGAACAUUUCUUUGUAAAUGGGGCACCAAGAUAGGAUGUGUUGUGAUUGGUUAUGUGACAGGGGGUCUAAGUAUCGCACUUUGCGUAGGAUCAGUCAUUCGUCUCUUUUUUGGAUUGCCCAUCGUACUUCAAGAUGACGAACUUCAAGGUCAAUUUCCUUUUAACCCAUUAUAUUUUAUAUUCACUGCUGCUUAUUUUGCAAUGCAUACUGUGACGUCAUUCGGUCUCGUACCUGCAGUAAAAGAGGAGCAAGGUCUAUUUAUCAUUCCAAGCAUAAUAAUGCUUCCUGUAGAUGCUGCUCUUUCUUGCAUUGGAGUCAUUGUUUUAGGAGUGCUACUGGAGAAGCAAAAAGAGUUGCAUAAAUUUUUAGUUGGUGGUAUCAUUGUUGGCUCUACAACUUCACCCAUCUUGAUUUAUUUUACCCUAAUUGUGGUAUCAGAAUUUGAAGAAGUGUUUGAAAGAUCAGAUCACAAACUCUUUGUGCUAAGGAAAAAAUUGAAUUCUGAUAGCCACAACAAGAGAAAUUACAAAAAGGAACAUUCUACUGCAGCCAAAUGCCAUGGCACGAUUGUGUGAUAAAGAAUACGAAGAUUUCAAGAGUCACAAGAUACAGGAAUACAAGUUUUAAAGUUUUUAUUCACUGAAAUUUACAUCAUAACAUUAAACUACAAGAAGAAGAAACAAAAUAUCCAAGGACACAAAUACAAUACAUUAUUAUUGAAAACUUUUGAACAAUCAAUCAAAUUAUUCAAGAACAUACAACUAACAACUUGUUAAAAAUAUUUUCUUUGUAAAUGACUUCAAUAAUUAUAAAACUAAAAUUCAUUCCUUAACAUAUUACAUUUUGUACAAUUUUUAGGCAAAUAACACCAACUAUAUGAAUUAUUUAUCAAUAUACAUGAAAUGGAAAAAAAUUCACAGAAUUUUCAGUCUAUUAAAUGUUCCAUUGUUUUCAAAAUUUAUUAAGAGUACAAUAAGUGCUUAACCUAAUUAAUGGCCUUAAAAUGUACAAGAAUUUCAUUUUCAAUUUCUUGAAUAUCUCUUUGUCUAAUACCAGCACAUCACAAGCUUUGAUGGAUAUUACUGUCCUGAAAAAUAAAUAAAUAAUGAAAACUAUGAAUAAUAUCACAAUAAAUUCAAUAUUUUUUAAAGAAGCAUUUCUAAUAAAUAAAAAAACAUUUGUAGAUUCACAUUAUGUUUUAAUCUCUUUGUUAUCUGCUUUUAAUAAAGUUUGCAUUGAUAUUAU